UCCGCUGUCGUCACAGUUAGACAGAACUGAUUUGGUUUUUUGCACCAUGAAACAAAAAAGAUGAAUUCUUUGACACCUGAAACACAUCACCCGUCGAACGAUUUAACCUGGUCGCUGUAACCUGCGUAGUCGGAAAAGCUUGACCCUCUGGUUUCCAUCUCCAGUUUGAACCAAUAUGAACAACUUGAGCACGUUUGCAUUCUGUGGAGUCAGCUUACCAAGUGCGCAGAGGGUCUUAUAGCGGUAGCUAGCGUUAGCUCUACAAAGCUGCCGUCUGUGGCCCGUUUCGGCUGUUUCACGCACAGGAACUGGUUCUUUGAACAAGCUCAGACUCAACGCCAUGCAUCUGUUACGUCUAGUGUGCCGCCACAAGACAGCCCUGGUCAUUGGCACAGUGUGCAGCUUUGCUGUAGUUCUGGUUUUCUUGGCCAAAUGUACCUCAGAAACCCUGAAACAGGGCCACCAGGAUCCACCAGGCCUAGCCCCUCAUGCAAUUGCGUUGCAAUCCCAUCCAGAAAAUCACAACCCCCCCUCUACAUCUAAAGACUUGUCAGCACUGCUGGUGGUCCUCAUCACAACUGGACCAAAGUACACAGAGAGGAGGAGUAUCAUCCGCAGCACCUGGCUGGCCAAGCGGGACUCUGAUGUUCUGGCCAUGUUUGUGGUGGGAACUCAGGGGCUUCUCAAUGAGGACCUUCAGAACCUGAACACAGAGCAGGGGCGGCACAAGGACCUCCUCUUACUGCCUGACUUGCGAGAUUCUUACGAGAACUUAACACUGAAGCUGAUGCACAUGUACUCCUGGCUGGACCAGAAUGUGGAGUUCAAGUUUGUCCUCAAAGCAGAUGAUGACACAUUCGCUCGCUUGGACAUCCUGAAGGAGGAGCUGAAGGGGAAAGAGCCCAGCCGAUUAUACUGGGGCUUCUUUUCAGGGAGGGGGCGAGUGAAAACAGCUGGAAAGUGGCGGGAAAGCUCAUGGGAGCUUUGUGACUACUACCUGCCCUACGCACUGGGAGGGGGCUACAUCCUCUCAGCAGACCUUGUACAUUAUAUUCAUAUUAGUGCAGGAUACUUAAAAACAUGGCAGAGUGAGGAUGUGUCACUGGGCGCUUGGCUGGCACCAGUGGAUGUUCGCAGAGUACAUGACCCACGCUUUGACACAGAAUACAAAUCGCGCGGUUGCAACAACAAAUACCUGGUGACACAUAAGCAGAGCUUGGAGGACAUGCUGGAAAAACACCAGACUUUGCAGCGUGACAGCCGGCUCUGCAAGGAGGAAGUCAAGCUGCGAUUGUCCUAUGUCUACGACUGGAGUGUUCCACCAUCACAGUGCUGCCAAAGGAAGGACGGCAUUCCUUAAAUAUGUUCUUUUAACAAGACUGAAGGUACACCCUGUUGAACAUCUCUCUUGUCUGAAAAAGUUAAGCAGUAAUACUUUUCAACCAAGGCAAGGAAUUCCAUUUAAAGAUGUGUAAUGGGUCCCAGACAGACAUCAAAAUAAAUAUGCUAAAACUGUUUAAAAGGUUAUUUCAGAUUUGGAGAAUCCUUUAAAUUGCAACAACAAAAACCGGAUCACCCAAUCACUUCGUAUAUUUGCGACAUACGUUCAGCUAAGCACAAUCUUUUCUUCCGUUGAAACCAAUUUGAAGAUUUUUUAAAAGAAAUGUUGUGCAGUGUUUCCAAUUUCAUUAAGACUAAUAUAGGUGUCAUGUGUUUUAAGCAACACCUGGUCUUAUUUGGUUUGGAUUGCGGCGGAUAAAGCAAUGAGACCUGUUUUUUUUCCUUCUGCUUACAGAAUCAAAUAAGGUUUUUACAAAUCUGAAAAGUGUCUUUAAAGUCUUUCUAUGUGAUUUUUCACACUUAAAUGUAAUAGAAAUCAAGUAUAUCCUCUGAAAAUAACUCUGUGAGUCAUGACUGUCUACAAUGGGUGUAACACCCGAGUCCCACUGUCUGAUGUUUUCAGAGUCCUAUCUUCACUUUGUUUACAUCGCCGGGACGGCCGGCUGACUCCUCCCCUCGUGUAUAAAAGUUGUUUAAUUGAGGGACUAGAGAAAAGAAGAAUAACAUACUGUACUCACUGAUUAACUGUGUUUCUAGAUCACGCUCAUUUCAGGUAAAUUUACAUGCAGUGUGAAGAUACGAGCAGAAUAAAGAUCACUAGCAUUAGCAUGCUAACACAACAAUGCAGCGCGAGUUGUUUUGGUGUCAUGCUGGUGCUCAAGGGUGACAUCUGCUGGAUCAAAAAAUCACAUUUAAAGCCUUUAAACAGUCCAUAUGGUAAUAUAGUCAAGGUCUGACUACUCAAAAUAACAUCUGUUUUUUACUUGACUGGGUUUAGUGUGAGAUGGGAAGUGAACAAGUGAUAUAACAAAGCUGAUAUCUCUAUUUCCCCCCCAAAAAAAGAUUUUAAACAGCAUAAAACCUUUUGCAUAUUCGGCCAUCUGGUUUUGCGACUUUAAACGGCAUGAUACUAAAGAAUAGACCCCUUAAAAAUGGCCCCAUAACUUAUGAACUAACUGGCGACUUUAGCCGUGUCUUCUUGCUUACCAAUGAACUCGUUUGGCCCGGUUCUGUGGACCCAUAUGAAUGUGCUCUUCACGGCUUAUUCACCACAUCUGUUCCUCUUCUUCCCUGUCUUUGUUCCCCUGCUGUUCCUCUCGCGGAAUACGUUACAACACUAUGACAUAUGUUUCAAGAUGAUCUCGAUAUAAAAGAAAAUACAGGGUAACACAGAUGGGAGACUCUCACCCUGCCAGGAUGUCUUUCUUGAAAGCAAUUUUGCAUUUGUAUUUUAUUUAUUGUUAAUUUAUUGUGCAGCAAGUACCUCACACUGGUAUUGAUAUGGGACUUAAGAACAGUGGCUGUGGUCGCUGCUUGUGAUCAAAGUUUUGUAUUUAUUAACUGCUUGGGGGACAGGAAAUGUUCACUUUUUAAAUGUCAAAUGUUUGUUUACGGUCAAUGGUACUCAAGAAGAUGUCAUGUGUUUUGAAGUGCAAAAAAAAAUGGUUGAAUGUUUUACCAUUCAACAGGCCGCCUUAUUCUUUAUACUGGAGUUUAUGUGAAGGGUUUAUGAUUACUUCUACAUGUCCAAGUUAUUCUGAAUACUUAUAACUCAAGAUCCAAACAUUUUCUGACUUGAAAUGUCAAGUUGUUUGUUCAUGUUUGUUUCCAAACAAAUCACAGAUUCAGUUGGACAAACCUGCGGGGGACUACCUGCUGGCACUUGGUAACUUUUUUUAAACUAAAAACAAAAUAAUUGUAAGGUCCAUGAAUUUCAAGUGUCUAGUUCUUUUUUAUCUUCAACAUGAACUGUUUGUCCUCAUUCCUAAAGCUAUGUCCUGCAAAUGAUCAAACGGUAUGAAAUGAUGGAGAUUUUUUUUUUUUUUUUUUUUUUACUGCUGUUAAGUUUUUUUUUUGUCACCAUCGUCUCACUGUUGUCACUAGUAAUAUAUAUACAUACUUG
Labrus mixtus (cuckoo wrasse) is the source of this 3463-nucleotide messenger RNA. It is a transcript of the gene b3galt6, whose product is annotated as UDP-Gal:betaGal beta 1,3-galactosyltransferase polypeptide 6. Gene Ontology annotation, cellular component: membrane. The record is from RefSeq and is a predicted model, not a curated record. Bases 341 to 1360 code for a protein of 339 amino acids. Gene Ontology annotation, molecular function: UDP-galactosyltransferase activity. NCBI's taxonomy places the organism in Eukaryota, Metazoa, Chordata, Actinopteri, Labriformes, Labridae. Gene Ontology annotation, biological process: glycosaminoglycan biosynthetic process. The transcript is spliced from 2 exons.